Molecule: messenger RNA, 869 nt
Organism: Monopterus albus (swamp eel)
Lineage: Eukaryota; Metazoa; Chordata; Actinopteri; Synbranchiformes; Synbranchidae
Product: cytochrome P450 2K4-like
Exons: 5
Biological process (GO): xenobiotic metabolic process
Cellular component (GO): cytoplasm; intracellular membrane-bounded organelle
Molecular function (GO): iron ion binding; oxidoreductase activity, acting on paired donors, with incorporation or reduction of molecular oxygen, reduced flavin or flavoprotein as one donor, and incorporation of one atom of oxygen; heme binding
Source: RefSeq, a predicted model, not a curated record
CACCUCUUGGACUGUAUUUAUUCAACUGACAGACACACAUAUCACUGUCCCAAACACAUCCACAGUCCAGAAGUAACAAGGCAGGAGACUUUGAACUGGCAGAAUAAAGACAGAUUGUUUAUAAAGUCAUGGGGAUACUAGAUGUUCUUCUCCAGUCCUCCAGUUCUGUCUCCCUGUUGGGGACUCUGGCGGUCCUGCUUCUUGUCUACAUUGUCUCCUCUUUCAGCUUCAAUAAAGUGGAAGAAAAGGAUCCACCAGGACCCAGACCACUUCCCCUGCUGGGGAACCUGCUGCAACUGGACCUGAAGAAACCCCACAUAACAUUACUGCAGCUUUCCAAGAAAUAUGGGUCAGUGUUCACUGUCUAUCUGGGACAAAAGAAAGUAGUGGUCCUGGCAGGAUACAAGACGGUGAAGGAGGCACUUGUCAACCAUGCUGAAGAGUUUGGAGAGAGAGAUCUACACCAACUUAUGUAUGAAAAAUCUCAAGGCAAUGCCUGUAAUAAUAAUCGAUCAUACCAGUGGCAUUACACUGCUGUCCAGUCAUCUGGGAUUACCAACAGUCACUUCAAUGAUGUAAACCUUAUGACAACAGUCCGCAAUUUGUUUAUUGCGGGCACUGAAACAUCAGCAACCACACUGAGAUGGGGACUUCUGCUAAUGGCCAAGUAUCCAAAAAUACAAGAUCAGGUCCAGGAGGAGGUGAACAGGGUGAUAGGGAGUCGUCAGGUGCAGAGCGAGGACAGGAAGAACCUGCCCUUCACUGAUGCUGUCAUCCAUGAGACACAGAGACUGGCCAACAUCGCCCCAGUGGCAGGGCCUCACAGAAUGAGCCAAGACGUCACCUUCCAGGGUCACUUCAUUAAGAAG